Molecule: messenger RNA, 999 nt
Organism: Pocillopora verrucosa
Lineage: Eukaryota; Metazoa; Cnidaria; Anthozoa; Scleractinia; Pocilloporidae
Source: RefSeq, a predicted model, not a curated record
CGCCUUAUUCGAUUCUGUUUGUCGGCAGAAGAUUAUAAAGAACCUCAGGAGACUUUUAAGAAAGUUACCGGAGACAAGGAAAAAACUUCUCGAAUGGCUUCUUCACCGGAGUGUAUAACCUGGAUGGCUGUGGGCCUGACUGAGUCUGUCACCAUAAUAGCUCUGAAUUCUUUGACAGUGAUUGCAUUUUUUAGAGACCGUAGUCUUCGUAAACGAUCCACUUACUUAGUGAUAAGCUUGGCAGUUGCAGACAUGUUUACCGGGGGAACUUCUCCACUAGACCUCUUCUAUAAUGUUGGGGAGACGUGUAACUUCUGGAGACACAAAAGAGAGCAUUGGUAUCGGAUACCACAGGUCUUUCUCUUCUGGUUUCUCGUCUGUUCGUUUAUAAAUAUGACUGUUAUUUCUCUAGAACGCCUGAAUGCAACGUUUUGGCCCUUCAGACAUCGUACGAUCAAAAAGUCAGUCUACUGGGUUGUUAUCAUCGCCAUCUGGUUGACAGCACUACUCUUUUCAUUUACAUUUACGUUAAUAAUAGGUUAUUACUAUCCACAUAAACCGGGCUAUUAUUACUACGCUUGGGGUUCAUUCAUCUCAAUUUGUCUUGUGGUCAUUUGUGUUUCUUACGUUUCUAUUUUUGUCAAGCUUCGCUUUGGGAAUCAGCCUCGACACCAUGGCGCGGCAAAUAGGGAAAGGAAACUGACCAUUACGUUGUUCACUGUGACUUUUCUCUCUCUCCUAUUGUGGCUGCCUUAUGUGAUAACUACUUUUUUGUUUUUCGCCACCAACAUUCUAAGUUCGUUGUCUGAAAUAACCCUUUUCCGUUUGGAACUUGGUUCAGUCAUCUUGGUUUACGCAAACUGUUUUUUAAAUCCGAUAUUGUAUGUAAUGAGAAUGCCAGGUUUUAGGCGAGCUUUAAAGAUGUUAUGUCGCCAACGACCUCAGCCACACAGAGAGGUUGAGAUCAUUCCCCUCCGUGAGAUUAACCCCCAAAUUUAG